AAGAAAACCCGUAAAUAGUUGCAAAAACCACUCAGCCAUAAGCCCGUCCGUGUCACGUAUUAAAGCGCCAGCUCCUGCGUGCCCAACUUCGUUGAAUUUGGUUUUGUUCUGCAAAACAAUCCUAAAUCCCUUUUCUUUUCUUUGUACAAAACUGGUCUUUUGUGUGUGGGUUUCUUUAAGAAGUCAGCGUGAGAGGAAGAUUUUGGUGCCCGCUUGUGCAGAGAGAAUCAGGUUUUCUUGCAUUGAGUUCUUGAACUUGAACUGAGUUUCAAGGAAAAGGGCAUUCUUGUUUUAGGGGUUUUAGGCUUUAAUCGGGGGUGUCAAAGUCCUCCAGUUCAGUAUCUUCUUCUGCAAUAAAAUAAAGAUUGGAUUGCCAUUUUUUGAGCUGGCUGCUAUAUCAAACAUUGUAUCAAAUAACAGUCUCAAAGUUUUCGCUUUGAAUUCUCUUUGCCAAACAACUGCCUGUAGCUUUCCAUAUAAUUUGAUGUUUUUUUGCCUCUAGCUUACUCUUGAUUAUUCAAUUAGUAAAGGUCUAUGAACUCACCCCUGCGUGCCCAAACUAAAACCCAGAAGGAAAACGGAAAACGUACUACUCUCUGUUCCUUUCUUUUUAAGCGAAGGUGAUUUAGAGAGAUCAUCAUUCCUCAAUCCAAUGGCAGAGACUCCUCUUUUCACCUUUUCUCCACAUCGCAAAUCGCAUCUCAAAAGUCAAACUUAUCGCACUCUUGUUCGAAUUUUAUCGCACCCUCAGCUUUGUCAAUUUGUUCCUCCGCCAUCAGGUAAUGGUGGUGAUGGAGGGCCGCAUGUGUUGGGAAACCAAGUAUGCAGUAGGCAUGUGGAGUUGUGCCAUGAAAGUUUGCUGGAUAAAAAUGGCCAAGAAAGAGGGUUUAGUGACACGCAAGCGGUGAUCAAUGAGGUAGAGAAUAUAAUGGGAAUAGAAGAAGAUGAGAACUUGGUGAUUGAUCAUACUGUUUGUGGAACUGGUUUACAAGAUAGAGAUUUAAUUCAGGCGCAACAUUUGCUAAUUGAUGAGUUAGAGCAUCUCAUGAAAGGAAACGUGGAGCUUGUUUGUCACAACAAUUCUGGCCCUGUGACUAACCGGAACCGGAUUGCUGCUGGUGAUGUUGUUGCGGUUUCAAACAACCAAGAUGAACAUUCUGAGCGCCAUCCAGUUGUUAUCAAAGAAUGCAAGGGUGUCGGCCAGCUACAACUUGAUGAAAAAACCCUAUGUCAAAAUAACAAAACAAGCAGUGAAGUUUCAAAACCAGUUGAUAAUUGUGAAGAAAGUUCAUUGUCGAGGACUAAUGGAUUGGAAGUAAAUAAUGAAAUGCAACAGAAAGAGAUACAAUCGGACAAAUCAGUUUGUGCCGAUGCCACAAUGGUUUAUCCUCCUGAAGAUGGUGAGAUAGAAGAGCGAGAAGUUUCUGGUGAGUUUGAGGUGGAUGAUGGAUCAGUCGAUAUAUUUUCUGAGGACGCUGUAGCGCCACAGGAGAAGAAAGUUGAUGAGAAGCAAGCUUCUGAAACUAUUAUUGAUAAAAAUAGGCUUCCUAUUAAUGAAAAAAAUGAAGCAAACAAGAAGGAUUCCUGGUUUUCUUCUUCUAUGGCGUGCACAGUUGAGAAUACUAAAGAUAGAAGAGAAGUGGAAGCCCAACAACGUUUCUCAAGUGAAAUGGCAUGUAAACGGAAAGUUGUAACUUAUGAAGAUCCUAUAUUAGCUGAAGAGGGUGUCUGGUGUAAGAAACAAAAGAAAUGCCAUGGAUUCAGGGAGCAAAAUGAAGGGAGUGCAGCAAAAGACCAAAAAAGAGACAGCAGAGUUAAGGAACAAAAGAAAAGGAAUGUUGCCAAUGAUAGUGUUGGUUGCCCAGUGGUUUGUCCUAACAAUCUGGCAUCGUUCACAGAAAAUUCAGAUCAAACUGCAUCUGCAAACCAAGGAAUUGCAUCUAAAGAAAAGGAUGCUGGUCUAUGCAAUAAGAAAAAGCGUGGUCCUCCUUCUAAGGAAAAGAAAGCAAAGAAGAAGGAAAAAGAACGGAAAAAACGGGCUGAAAAGAACAGACAACUUGGUGUUAAAAGGAUGAAGUUACUUCCUGUGCUGAAUCGAAAACCUGUAUCGCCCUGCCGUCAUUUUCUCAAGGGGAGAUGCCGGGAGGGUCAAAAAUGCAAAUUUUCCCAUGAUGCAAUACCUUUGACAAAAUCUGAGCCAUGCCAUCAUUUUGCGCGUCACAAAUGCAUGAAAGGUGACAAUUGUCCAUAUGAUCAUCAGCUCUCCAAGUAUCCUUGUACAAACUAUGUGUCAAAAGGUUAUUGUAUCAGGGGUGAGAGUUGUAUGUUUUCACACAAGGAAGACCUUUCAUCUACAUCAAAUAUUUCAAAUGUUUGCACUCCUAAGGUGAAGCCUCCAUCUUUGCCGAGCACUUCAAAUUCUAGGAGGCAACUGGAUAUUAGUGGAACUUCCAACCAGACUGCCAAAGCCUCGCCGGAUUCCACAGGAGUUAUUUCUGAUGAUAGACGUACUGCACUAAAUGUGGCAAAGACUGUACAGAAUUUGCCUGCACUGGUGCCCAAAGGUAUAAGCUUUCUUUCUGGUGGGAAGAAGUCAAUGGUUGAAUCUAGUCCUAAAACAAGCAGCUCAUCUCUGAAGAGUAACGUGUUUGUCAAAGUUGGAAACCAGAUAGAUCAAUGUGCAUCUGUCACAAUUCAAAACUGCAAUGAGAUUCCCAAGAAAAUUCCUUCGGUUGUUGCACCAAAGGGGAUAAAUUUCCUUUCAUUUGGCAAAGCUCCAUUGGAUAAAUGUUCAAGUGCUAUGAAAUUAAAAAGCUUGGCUACUAAUCAGGGAAAUGGUGUCAACUUAUUUUCAUCCAAAAAUUUCUCCAUGCACGAAGAAGCUUGCUCAUCUUCAAAUAAGGAUAAUAGUGUCCUAAUUGGCAAAGAGACACACCGAAGUGUGUCAAAUAUGGCGCAUGGGUUGAGUAAGAUGCUGCAGAAAACUGAACCAACAGCAUUUCAAGAUGCCUCAACAGAUAGUUUUAGGAGAAACCAGCAGGUUAGCUUGCCUUUAAGUUCUGGUAGUGGUGUUCAUGCAUCUGUUCAAGAAAGUAAAAUUGCAUCCAAUAAACAUAUAGAGUUGAGUGCACUCCAGGGAAGGCUGCCAGCUUCACCACUUGGUUCAGGUCAAUCUUCUGAUCAGUUGGCACAUGCAUGUUUGAAAAACAAACCAAUAUCUGCACAGAAGGCACUAAUGUCAACACUAGCAUUUGCUACAAAGGUUGAAUCUCUAAUGAAGAUGAAUCACUCCACCGGUGGUGCUUUUGCUGUCAGUAGCAUGGUCAGCAAGGAAAGCAGGGAUAGUACUACACCUAGAGGUUUACAGAUUGACUCAGAAAAGGCAUCAAAAGUUUUGGAUUUUUUAUCUGGUAUUGGUGGUGAAACAAAGCAUUAACCUGUUAUUGCCAACUAGAUAUCACUGGGAACAUAACAUAUCUUUAGACUGGGAACUGGAGGUAAUUCAAAAGCAUUUGGCUGUCGAACAAGAAGCGAAGGCCAUACUCUAAUCAUUUAUUGGCAAUUUAACUGUUAUUCUUCAUCCAAAUUUUUUCAGUACUAGUUAGGAGGUGCAGUUUGCACGUCUCCUAGUUGUCACUGCUCUUCCCUAUUCAGCAGCUAUUCUGUUGACUGGAAAGAGGCCGACUGCUGGUAAGUUUGUGACGUAGGUGCAUAUUGAUGGCUGCAUUUUUAAAGUCUAUGAGGCAAACGAUUUCAGCUUGUUCCUUACUUUUGUUACGUAUUUUUGGAAGCACACAUUCCAAUGACUUGGAAGGCAAUAUGGAUUCUCCGGCUGGCAUCGCUUUUUUUGCAGCACCCUGGGUUAUGUAUGGAGGACAGGAGCUUGUGAAAAUGUGAGUUAAUUGAUGUCAUUGAA
This is a messenger RNA of Populus euphratica (Euphrates poplar), 3916 nucleotides long. Its product is annotated as CCCH-type zinc finger family protein. Gene Ontology annotation, cellular component: nucleus. Bases 653 to 3436 code for a protein of 927 amino acids. Gene Ontology annotation, biological process: negative regulation of DNA-templated transcription. The transcript has 7 exons. Lineage: Eukaryota; Viridiplantae; Streptophyta; Magnoliopsida; Malpighiales; Salicaceae. The record is from RefSeq and is a predicted model, not a curated record. Gene Ontology annotation, molecular function: RNA binding; metal ion binding.